AUGGGAGUGAAAUGGCACGCCCCUGCAUUCGUACCUCGAAACUAUGGACCCAACUUCAACAACCUUACCGUGGACGACUUUGUGACAAACCCGGGGAAGAUAAACUGGAUGAUGAACCCUAUGCAUAGGAAUGUGCUAGGUGGGAAUCCCGCUCUUCCUAUCCUGCAUCCUCAAGCGAAUAUCUCUGAUAAAAACCCUGAGCUUGUGUGGGAGGAUCAGUUUAAACAAAGCGUUCCCGAUGACUGCCUGACCGACUGUCGCGACUCUCCCACCCUAUCACUUCAAGAAAGGCACGCACGCACCCUGGUCAACGAUCAGAACUCGCGCGGCGUCAGCGGCACCGAGGAGCUCUGCGAAAACCCUCACUCAGUUGGGCCCAGCUAUGCAAACCACCAUGAGCGCGUGUUCUGCCGCAUGACCGACAAGACGCUCUGGCCCUUCUGCGAUAGCGUGGUCUCAAAUAACUGUUUCGACGCCGAGGCCAAGGUCCUGGUGGAGAAGACCAGGCCCGUGGGGAAGCGGACGUUUUACUGGGAUGCCAUCGAGGAUUGGCAUUCUGGAGAUCGAUUCAAGAGGGCUGCUUGA
Diaporthe citri is the source of this 585-nucleotide messenger RNA. RefSeq lists its product as uncharacterized. The transcript has 3 exons. NCBI's taxonomy places the organism in Eukaryota, Fungi, Ascomycota, Sordariomycetes, Diaporthales, Diaporthaceae. The record is from RefSeq and is a predicted model, not a curated record. Bases 1 to 585 code for a protein of 194 amino acids.